Molecule: messenger RNA, 1411 nt
Organism: Dreissena polymorpha
Lineage: Eukaryota; Metazoa; Mollusca; Bivalvia; Myida; Dreissenidae
Product: cytochrome P450 2U1-like
Exons: 1
Coding region: 288-896 (202 amino acids)
Molecular function (GO): heme binding; monooxygenase activity; oxidoreductase activity, acting on paired donors, with incorporation or reduction of molecular oxygen
Source: RefSeq, a predicted model, not a curated record
CCCGAACGCGGUGAUAAACCAUUUCAGUGGUAUCUUGACGAACUUGACUUGGGGUUUCAGCGCUUUCUUAAUACUCAAUUGCGGCAUUAUUGUUUCCCAUGGUUGGACAAACUUCCGGGUGACCUGCUUCUAUUACAAUAUAUAAGCGACAAAUCUGCAAAAAUGAUCGAGUAUUUUGAUGAAGUUUUUAAGCAGAGGGAGAUGGUUGCCCUACAAGGAUCACGGGAUUGCUUGUUAUAUUUCUUCUUAUCCGAGGACUCCCCCUUGGCACGUGACGAGAUUUGGAAAUGUCAUCACGACCUCAUGGCGGCGUGGAGCGAAACGUCGGCUACCACAAUGAACUGGAUGAUACUGUUUCUAGCUCUGAAGUUCAGGCCAAAUUACACGCCGAGAUUACGCGAACGAUCGGUAAACAGUUAUUUGCGAUACGUGACCGUUCCGAAAUUCCAUACGUGGAAGCUGUGAUACUGGAAACUUUGCGGAUUGGAAGCAACGUGCCUUUGGCCGUGACUCAUUUUGUGAAUGAAGAUGUGUCAUUUAGAGGUUUCUUAAUACCCAACGGCACAACUAUCAUCGCAAAUGUAACCUCCGUGCACCACGAUCCAUCAGUGUUUCCAGAUCCUUUUGCAUUCAGGCCAGAGCGUUUCCUCGAUGACUCCGGGCGUAUUUUGCAAGCAUCGGAGCAAGUGAUCCCGUUUUCUAUGGGUCAAAUGUCGUGUAUAGGGGAAUCCAUCGCACGCAUCGAACUGUUCCUGUAUGUGACAAGGAUUGUACAAAACGUGGAGUUCAAAUUACCUGCUGGUUGCAAAAGGACAACACUUAAUGGUGUUUUCGGAAUAACGUACAGACCUGAGGACUAUAAUGUAGAUAUUGCGAAGAGGAAUUUGAAGAUCUAAACUUUGAGUAAAGCACAGUCAAUUCAAAGGUGACGUUAUUUGAUAGGAACCAUAUUGGAAGAAGUCCGGCAACAUUUGGCAUGUCUAUGGAAUGAAAAUGGUGUUGGUCCGUAUUCCGUAUUUUGUUGAAUUUUCAAAUGAGCACAGUAAGAUAUUUAAUCCGAAACACGUUUAAUAAUUUCAAUCUUAACCCGACGUUAACAAAUGCAAGUUCAAAUAAACAGUGCUCUUGUAUUUCUUGUUGAUCAUUUGCCCUAAUAAAAGAGCGCUAAAAUUAUGCUACAUUUAUACAACGGCACGCCAUCAGCAUGGGAAGAGUUGGUGUUGCGAUUUUUUUAUACAAACUUUAUAGCGCGGAGAACAUUUAGAAUUUGUUGCAAAACACGCUUAGCAGAUCUUCUGACUGCAGUGUAGACUACGAUGUUUUGACAAAAGCUAUCUAUACACAUGUGCGAUUGCAACUCUUUGCCGGUGUACUAUUCCAUAGUUACCGACAAUAAAUUGUUCUGAAUCUC